CUAACCAGUAGUGAGUUUUUUGUUUUGUCACAAAUUUUGCACCUUUUUUCCACAAUGGACGAUUUAGUCAUUGGAAUUGAUCUAGGUACGACAAAUUCUUGUGUUUCUGUUUAUACAAAAGGCAGAACACGAAUCUUGGAAAAUGAAAGAGGAGGGAAAGUUACAGCAUCUUUUAUCUAUUUUCAGCCGCAAGGUGGUAUAGUUUUUGGCGAACACGCAAAGACGAUAUCAGUUCAUAAACCAGAAAACGGAGUUUAUGAAGUGAAACGGUUAGUAGGUAGAAAAUUUGAUGACACAUAUAUUCAAAAAACUCUGGACUACUUUCCGUUUGUAAUAUCUUCAGGCGUCUCUAAUGUCCCAAUUAUUUCAUUUAAACAGAAUGACAGAAAAAUCGAGAAAACACCACAAGAAUUAUGCACAAUUAUUCUCCAAGGAUUAAAAAAAUAUGCUGAAGAAAAAUUGAAUCGGAGAGUAAACAAAGUUGUGAUAACAGUUCCCGCUUACUUCAACGUUACGCAACGAGAAGUCACUUUGGCAGCAGCUAAAGAUGCCGGGUUCACUGUGUUCAAGCUGCUAAAUGAACCAACAGCAGCGGCUUUGGCUUACUACUUCGAAAAUGAUAUUACCGAAAAUCAUAUUUCCUUAGUUUAUGACUUAGGAGGUGGUACUUACGACGUUGCGGUUCUUCAAAAAAAAUUUGAUACCAUAGAAGUACUGUGCGUUGGUGGAGGUACUCAACUAGGAGGUCAUGAUUUGGAUAACUGCAUUUUAGAUUAUAUUUUAGAGGUAUUACGCAAAGAUUACCGUCACAAAGCGAAAACGGAUGCAGAUGAUAAAAGAAGACUGCGUAUUAAGUGCGAAGAAGCAAAGAAGGAACUGUCAUCGGCUACUGAAGCGGUGAUAACUAUAAACGGAAUGAUACCUAAACAUCCCAGAAUUAUUAUUACACUAACGAGAGACCGCUUUGAAGAGAAAGCCAGCAAGUUAUUUAAAAAAACUGUUGACAUCCUAGAUAACUGUUUAGUCAAUUCAAAAAUUUCUAAGCAAUCGAUUCAAGAGAUAAUUUUGUGUGGUGGUUCCACCCGAAUACCCAAAAUUCAAGAAAUGAUUUCAGAGUAUUUCGGAGGUAAACAAUUAAAUAAGUUUGUAAAUCCUGACGAAUGCGUAGCUGAAGGUGCAGCGUUACAAGCUGCAAUGUUAUCAACUAGAAAUGGUUGAUGUUGUUCCGCUUUCGCUAGGUUUUCGUUAUUUCAGAUGUGCAAUGGGUUUUGUAAUACGUAGAAAUACGAAGAUACCGGCUAAAGCAUCUCGGUCGUGUACAGAUUCAGGUCAUACCUCCGCUAUCUUUGAAAUAUACGAAGGAGAACGUACCGAUGUAAGAAAAAAUCGUUAUUUAGGAGACUUAUGUGUUGAUGGUUUAACACCGGCACCUCCCAGACAACGAAUGUUAACUUUUACUCUUAAUAUUGACAACAACGGAAUACUAACAGCUACAGCUGAAGAAAAAAUAUCUAAUAUCAUUAAGGAAGUGAAAGUAAAUUACACCAGAGGUGACAGGAGUGAAUUUGAAAUUAAGAAUUCGUUACUAGAUGCCGUAGAAAAUCGGAAGAUGGAUGAAAAGUUAGAAAAGUUUAUUAAAAUUAAAGAAAAGGUAUAUGUGUAUUUGGAAAGUUUUUUGUAUAACCUUGAUAAAAAGAACUUGAGUGAAAAAUAUCAGUCGAUUCAGUUAUUUUGUCAAGAAAUAAUGAAUGACUUAUGGGAUAUGGAAGUCGAUCAAAAAAAUAGACUGAAAGAUCUCUACGUAGAAGCUAAAAUAAAAUGUAAUGCAAUUGCUGAGCGUCAUCACUUUGACUACGUGCCUGAAUUAGAUAUAUAAUAAUAUUCCUGCAAAAAGUUUCUGUUUAAGUAAGUAUUAGUAAUUUUUUCGAUAGAUAUCGGAACUUAAAAGUAACAAUUCAGCCGAAAAUUAAUUUAAAAUAUGCGUCAAAUUUUGUGGUAAAUACCUAAUAAUAAUAAGAAUAAGAUAAUACGUAACACAUAUUAGACAUUAUGCAUUUACGAAAUAA
Zophobas morio is the source of this 2066-nucleotide messenger RNA. RefSeq names its product heat shock 70 kDa protein-like. Gene Ontology annotation, cellular component: cytosol; plasma membrane; cytoplasm. NCBI's taxonomy places the organism in Eukaryota, Metazoa, Arthropoda, Insecta, Coleoptera, Tenebrionidae. The coding region runs from base 55 to 1218 and encodes 387 amino acids. Gene Ontology annotation, molecular function: ATP-dependent protein folding chaperone; ATP binding. The transcript is spliced from 3 exons. The record is from RefSeq and is a predicted model, not a curated record.